This is a messenger RNA of Neopelma chrysocephalum (saffron-crested tyrant-manakin), 3267 nucleotides long. RefSeq names its product natural resistance-associated macrophage protein 2-like. The record is from RefSeq and is a predicted model, not a curated record. Gene Ontology annotation, cellular component: plasma membrane. Gene Ontology annotation, molecular function: iron ion transmembrane transporter activity; cadmium ion transmembrane transporter activity; manganese ion transmembrane transporter activity. Gene Ontology annotation, biological process: metal ion transport. NCBI's taxonomy places the organism in Eukaryota, Metazoa, Chordata, Aves, Passeriformes, Pipridae.
GGCAGGGAGAGGAUCCCAUUCCUGCACACGAGAUCACCACAGCCCCGUGGGAGGAGACAUUUUCCCCUGUUUUUCAUGGCUCUGGGUGUUUCUUUCCCCCCAGUUCCCUCGGAUCAUCCUGUGGCUGAUGGUGGAACUCGCCAUCAUCGGCUCGGACAUGCAGGAGGUCAUCGGCUCGGCCAUCGCCAUCAACCUGCUCUCCGUGGGCAAGAUCCCGCUCUGGGGGGGGGUGCUCAUCACCAUCGCCGACACCUUUGUCUUCCUCUUCCUCGACAAAUAUGGCCUGCGGAAGCUGGAGGCGUUUUUCGGGUUCCUGAUCACCAUCAUGGCCCUGACCUUCGGAUACGAGUACAUCACGGUGAAGCCCAACCAGGAGAAGGUGCUGCAGGGGCUGUUCAUCCCCUACUGCAAGGACUGUGGGACGCCCCAGCUGGAGCAGGCCGUGGGCAUCGUGGGCGCUGUCAUCAUGCCCCACAACAUGUACCUGCACUCUGCCCUGGUCAAGUCCAGGCAGGUGGAUCGCUCGGACAAGCGGCAGGUGCGAGAGGCCAACAAGUAUUUCUUCAUCGAGUCGUGCAUCGCCCUCUUCGUGUCCUUCAUCAUCAACAUCUUCGUGGUCUCCGUCUUCGCCGAGGCCUUUUUCAACAAGACCAACGCGGACGUGAACCAGGUCUGUGUCAACUCCAGCAGCCCCCACUCCUCGCUCUUCCCCAACAACAACGAGACACUGGAGGUGGACAUAUACAAGGGGGGUGUUGUUUUGGGGUGUUACUUCGGCCCUGCUGCUCUCUACAUCUGGGCCAUCGGGAUCCUGGCGGCCGGGCAGAGCUCCACCAUGACGGGCACCUACUCGGGCCAGUUCGUCAUGGAGGGGUUCCUGAACCUGCGCUGGUCCCGCUUUGCCCGGGUGCUGCUCACGCGCUCCAUCGCCGUCACCCCCACCCUCUUCGUCGCCAUCUUCCAGGACGUCGAGCACCUGACGGGCAUGAACGACUUCCUCAACGUCCUCAUGAGCCUCCAGCUCCCCUUUGCACUGAUCCCAGUGCUCACCUUCACCAGCCUGCCCAGCGUGAUGCACGACUUCGCCAACGGCCUGUUCUGGAAGGUGGCCGGGGGCCUCCUGAUCCUCCUCGUCUGCUGCAUCAACAUGUACUUUGUGGUGGCCUACGUGAGGGACCUGCACAACCUGGGCCUGUACAUCGGGGCCGCCGUGCUCAGUGUCGUCUACCUGUCCUUCGUGGCCUACCUGACGUGGCUGUGCCUCAUCGCCCUGGGCGCCUCCUUCCUGGCCUGCGGGAACACGGUAAGCGUCACCCGGACCCUGCACCUGGAGCCGCCGCCCCCCCGGACCCCCAAAUAAUGGGGGGGGGGAGGUCCCGGACCCGCCGGAGCCGCCGGAGCCGCGUUCCCGGGGGAGGAGGCGCGGGAGGACCCGGAGCACCCGGCACUGCCGGAAUCCUGCUGCUGUUCCUUUGCUGAGCCCCCAAAUUCCCCCGGGGCGGGGGGGGCACGUGGGAGCUGCCUGACCCCUCCUGUCCUCAGUGUCCUUUAAAUCCCCCCAGAUUCCUCCUCACGGGGUGUUUGACCCCAGGGAGCACAAACACUGACUCCCGGGAGCGCUGCCCUGGCGCCCACCUGGAUAAUCCAGACAAAUAAGCUACAAAAACCCCCAAAUCCCCCUUUCGGGUGGCAUUUGGGGACCGGGGUGACACUACAGCUGGAUCUACCUCUGCCACCCUGGCCUGGCCAAAUUUGGUCCUUUUUCACUGGAAAACACUUCCCAUUCCCGGGGAAAUCCCACGAGGACGGGAAACCUGAGCAUUGAUAUUGUCACUACUGGUUUUUACUGGCCCGACGUGGGAUUUUGGGGUCAGCAAAGGAAACGAGUUUGUGGUUAUUUAUGAUUUUAUGACUUUAUUCCCUGUGACCUGUGGAAACUCUCUUCGAGUUCUCAAAAAUCCCUGGAUUAUGGCUCAAAAUCAGGCUGUGGAAGCUCCACAGUCUUUUCCAGGGGUUUCCUUGCUGCUCCCGCUUUUCCCAGAUUUAAAUUCCCCCAUCUCACUUUCUGCUGCUGUUUAAUGAGUUUUGGGUUUUUUGGGAGAAGCUUUGCUGGGAAUGUGACCCAAGUGCAAUGGAACAGAUUGGGAUGGAGGGAACGGGGCACCUCUCAGAUCUCCAGCUCUAGCAGGGGUUUGGAGUCUCAUCCUGCCUGGUGGGGUGGGUUUGGAUCUCUGGAUCAUGGAAAUUAGGGUUAAUUAGGGGAACUCCCUUCUCUGUCCACCUGGAGGCACGGCAGAGGCAAAGCUCCGUGGAUUUAGAUCCCAAAAUGCUUUAUGGAUCUGCAGGAUGGAGCAGGGGUGGGGGUGAGGGGCUCCCCUCCCAGGUGGGUGUCACAGCUCCCACCCAGCCUGGCCCUGGAUUAUUUGGGAUCCUUGGAUCAGGGCUGCCCAGUGCCAGGGGCUCCAUCCCUCGCUGUAAUGGGGCUUCCUUGUAAUUCCAUCGGCCCUUCCCUGUGCCCCCUGUCCCAGGCAGGGAAUCCUCUCUGAAAUAAAAUCCCCAACCCUUGGGAAUGCUGCCCUGAUGCCAUUUUGGGAUCCAGUGGUCACUGGGAUUUCUUCCCUUCAUGAGCAAAGCUGGGUCGCUCCCAGGAUCGGGGCAGGUCGGGGCAGCCCCUUCCUGCCUUGAGCUUCCACAGGGUUUUAUCCGUCACUGCCCAGGAUCUGGGGUUAUUCCAUGGUGCCCAGGACACAUUCCAGGGACAUGAGUGACAACACCCAGAGCCCAGCAGGAAAAAACUUUAAUUAGGGACAGGAUUGUAUCCGCUUUUCCCACCCUUUCCCAAACCAGCUGAGCCUUGUGGCUCCCCCUGACCCGAGCAAGGAUUAGGACAUGAUGGAUUCCCAGUUUUCAGGUCAUUACCCCAGAAUUCCAGCAGGAUUUAACCCUGUAGUGUAACACUUGUAGGUUUUACACCCCUUCCCACAACCCAACAGCCACGAUCCCUGGGAAUUCAGGGGUGGGAGGGGACGGGUUGGACUCGGGCUCCAGAAUCCCGCUGUACACACCCCCUGGCUCUCCUGGAUCGGGAAUGUUGGUUUGGGAGGGGUCAGCUUUCGUGGCUGAAACACUGACUGCGUGGCAGCAGCUCCACGGCAGAGCCUCUGGGUCGGGUCCCUGCCCGGGGGCUCCGCUCCUCGCUGCACUGAUUUGGAGAUUUUCCCUGGUUGUGUGAACCCCCUUCGCCAUUAAAACACGGAGACUUUUCCA